Molecule: messenger RNA, 4687 nt
Organism: Echinops telfairi (small Madagascar hedgehog)
Lineage: Eukaryota; Metazoa; Chordata; Mammalia; Afrosoricida; Tenrecidae
Gene: ATF7IP2
Product: activating transcription factor 7 interacting protein 2
Exons: 12
Coding region: 7-3591 (1194 amino acids)
Biological process (GO): regulation of DNA-templated transcription
Cellular component (GO): nucleus; transcription regulator complex
Molecular function (GO): protein binding; DNA binding; transcription coregulator activity
Source: RefSeq, a predicted model, not a curated record
UGAAAGAUGGCAAGUCCAGAUGAACGUAACCGAAAAAUAUUAAAAGCCAAAAAAACAAUGCCGCCAAGUUACCGGAAGCAAGUAGUACUCAUGAAUAAGUUAAAGAUUGUGGAACCACUGGAAACAGCAACUGUUGGGAAUAAUGUGCCAAGUGGUAUUCAGAAUUUAGGUCCUGCUGUCAAACAAAACAAAUGUGGACAUUCUGAAAAUGAUGCUUCAUCAUUGGACUCUAGCAAAUAUUUAGUAUGCUCACAGAAAAGUAAUGGAUUCCCUCUGAACUUACUAGAAUCUGUACAAAAAAAUGUUGUUUCAGAAACAAGAUUGGAACAUGUUGAUGGAGUAGUGAGCCCUUACCAGAAGUCAGGUAAAACAAUUUAUUCUCUGAAGAAGCUAAUCAUAGAAGAGGCAAAAAAUUCACAGAACACGUCUGUAAAUCAUUUUGGAAGUCAGGCAAAUAUUAUAAGAUCCACUGUUGAGCGACAUGAAGGAGAUUGCCAUCUAAAAUGUCUUUGCUGUUCACCUAAUGUGUUGAGAGGUGCAGUUCAAGAACCAAAGUAUAAAAUAAUGAGCACUUUGAAUGGUCAGGGACAAGACAAGAUGGUUUCUUACUUAGAAACAAACUCCCAGUUGGAGUUCCUGGAUGGGAAACAAAAUAACAAUCUCAAUUCAGACUCCUGGUUUGUACCUGUUGAGCGAACACCUCACUUGAUGAAUUCAGUCAAUUCUAUCAAGUAUGCUGCUGAUGGUUUGAAAACUGAUGAAUGCAGUGCACCUUGUCAUUCCAGCAUUUCAGGUUGUGGAAGUACAGACUCAACAUGCCAUCCAUUCCUUGACAUUGAUAGCAGUAAUGGCCAUAAUCUAAAGAAGAGGAUGUUUUCAGAAAACAAAGAAAAUGUUAAGCGUGUGAAGAUGUCGGUGCAAAAUAAUGGAACUGUUAGUGUAGCUGUGGAAAAGCAAAGAGCAUUGCUAGAACAGGUCCACCAUUUGAUUCGGCAGGAAAUUGAUAGUGUAAAUUACAAUAUAUUUGAUAACAAACUGAAAGAAUUGAAUGAACGCAUUGAGAAGACACAGUGCAGGAGUAAACAUGAAGCAAUAGCUAAUGAACUCUUUGCAAAAGUAGCAAAACUUCAAAGACGUAUUAAAACAUUAUUAUCUCAAAGGAAUUGUUUGGAAGCAAACAUAUUAUCCAGUAAUGUAGCCUGUAAGGAUGUAAAUUCUGGGAACAUGAUUUUGAAUAAGAAGCAAGAGCCACUUAAUGGUGUAGAUGAAAGAUUCACUUUACUGAACUCCAAGCCUUCAGCAAAAGCAAGCAAAAAGGUUGAUUUGUCAAUGGAACAUAUUGACUUGGUUUCUGAAAGUAAGAUGUCUUCAAAGAGAAAGAACAGGGCCAGUCCCACUGAAAGUAUCAGCAAGAGGCACAGGAAUGCCAUCAAUCUAAACAUAAAAAUGAACAUCAUAAGAGCAUAUGAAUCAGGAAAGAGAGUGAACACUAUAGCACGUGAACAAGGCAUGGCUCAUUCCACUGUGUGUAGCAUUCUCAAGGAUAAGCAAAGAAUCAGCGAGGCGGUGAAAGAAUCGUCAGGAAUGAAUGCUGUGAUAACAAGACAACGAAAAGGCUUAAUCCAUGAAAUGGAAAAGCUCCUCAUACUUUGGAUUGAGGAUCAAAUUCAAAAGAGGAUACCAAUUGGCCUUCUUAAAAUCCAAGCGAAAGCCCGCAGCCUCUUCAGUACUCUCAAGGAGCGUGCAGGUGAGGCGUGCAGCGAAACGUUCACCGCGAGCCACGGCUGGUUUUUCAGAUUCCAGAGACGAUUCCAUCACCACAGUGCCCACGUAAAGGGGGAAGCUGCGGGCACCAGGGAGGGAGCCAUCCAACUUUUUAAAAGCGAAUUCAACAAAAUCGUCUCAGAAGGGAACUACUUGCCCGGACAAAUAUUUAAUGUGGAUGAGACCCGAUUAUACUGGAAUAAAAUGCCAGAGCAGACGUACAUUUAUAAAGAGGCCAAAGCAAUGCCUGGAUUCAAGGUAUUUAAAGACAGAGUAACUUUGUUAUUAGGUGGAAAUGUUGCCGGGUUCAAGCUGAAGCCAUUUAUGAUUGAUGAAGCUGAUAAUCCAUGCGCAUUCAAGAAAAUAGCCAAGCAAUUAUUGCCAGUGUAUUAUCGAUCCAAUAGGAGGGCUUGGAUGACACAAGACCUUUUUGAGGACUGGUUUUUCAAUUGCUUCAUACCCCAAGUAAAGGACUAUUGCAUGCUGAAGGGAAUUCCUUUUAAGGUUCUCCUGCUUCUUGUAAACACACCUGCACAUCCCCUGCAACUACAUAAUCUCCACCCAGACAUAACAAUAGUUUAUUUACCCAAAUACACGACUUCCGUUCUGCAGCCAAUGGAUCAAGGUGCCAUUUCCAUGUUCAAAGCUCACUAUCUACAGUCACUGUUUUCCAAAGCUAUAGCUGCAACCGAGGAUGGGAAAGCAACACUGUGUGAGUUUUGGAAAGACUAUAAUAUUUUCCAUUGCAUCAAAAACAUCGCAGCAGCAUGGGAUGAUGUUAGUGUAGAGUGUAUGCAAGGGAUUUGGGAUAAGUGCUUGAAUCGUUUCUCUGCAUUUGUUAACAUUUUUGAAGGUUUUGACCAAAAUGAAAAACUAGCCCAAAUAAAUGGUAACAUUUUAUUGCUAACAAAGUCCCUUGGUUUGGAGCUAGAUGCAGGCGAUGUGAAUUACUUGAUAGGUUACAAAGAGGGAGAACUUUCAAAUGAAGAAUUGAUUGAGCUAAAAGAAGAACUGGAAGUGCAAAGAAAUAUGGAAGAGGAAGAACAAAAAAGUGUAGAAGUCUUCCUCUUUCUCGUGGACCAUCUAGGCGUUCUUUGUCACACACUUGUCCCUCCUGAUAAUUGUCCAAGUAACGAUGAUGUUAUGUUGAUUUCUGUGGAAAGUCCUAAUUUGACAACUUCAAUUACAACAAAUCAAACAGACAUUAUAAUAAAGUCCAAAAAUUCCAACUCACCUGAUGCUGACCCGGAUGAUGUGGUUAUAGAGAAGAGAACAUUUGAUUCUGUGGUUGAUUUGACAAAUGAAGGCUGGCCCAACUGCAACACAGAAAGUCCAGUCUCCUCCCUGGAGUCACCUUCGAAAGCUGUUUUAAACUCAAAAGAGACAACUCCAGUGGCACAAAUUGCAGCCCAGGUUCCCGAGUCUUUUGAGCACCUGCCACCUCUCCCAGAAGCUCCAUCACUACAACCUGAGCUGGUAGACAAAAUUCGAAAGACACUUCCUCCCCAGAAGCCUGAGCUCAGAGUAAAACGGGUGCUGAAACCCAGAGGCUUUGCCCUGACUUGGAAUAUCACCAAAAUCAAUCCCAAGUGCGCUCCUGUGGAGAGCUACCACCUCUUCCUCUGCCAUGACAACUCGAAUGAUAAGCUGUUUUGGAAGAAAAUUGGAGAAAUUAAAGCUUUACCACUCCCAAUGGCCUGUACUUUAUCUCAAUUUUUUUUCUCCAAUAAAUACUAUUUUACUGUUCAAUCAAAAGACAUUUUGGGGCGAUAUGGACCCUUUUCUGAUAUAAAAGCUAUCCCUGGAUUUUCUGAAAAUCUUCCCUAAAAGACAAGGCUUCAAUAAUGAUGUAAUAUAUAUUGUUUUUUUCAUAUUUGAGUUAUUUGUUUAUAAUGUUACUCUGACACUAUUGGUCACUUAAAAGAGCCAGUUGAGAUUGUGAACCCACUGUGUAGGGACAGUCUUCUUCCAUGUGUUGUAAGUGGCGUACCUUACAAUUUCAUGAUUUCCUUUAUCUUCAUUAAAAAACCCACUGGCUAUGUUUGAAAGCAUACACUGUCAUGGACCCACGUCACUAAGCAAUGUUGGGAACAACAGCUGUGAUAACCAUAGAGUGGAUGAAAGCAGCCACUCUUUCUUUGGAAUAAUUGUUUGGUGGCCUGCCUAUGGCUAUCAGAGCUGUAGGGGAAAAAACAGCCCUUUACAGAGGGCAGAUUAUCCUUGGGAUUUUUAUCCACCAAGGCUUUGUGAAAAUAAUUGUCUUCCCAUUUUGUGCUCAAAUUCUGCAAGGGCUAUGAAUUUGUGCCCUCCCUGUAUUUUUAUUUUGGCUAUAUCAAUCAUAUGGGGAAAUAGUCUGGAAGUUUUCCCUAAAUCUGUUUGUAUACUUACAUAAAGUGUGUUAAACAUUGUGUGCUAUGUACACAAAACAUGCAGCAUCUUUCAUAAAAAGCAUGAUCCCACUCUGUGAGUUGAGGACAAGGGAGUUGUGCACCUUAGAUUUAAGGCUUUAAUUUGCUGAUUCUCUAAUGUGUCCCUGUGCCCACUUUCCGGCUGACACCAGUGCUCUGUACUGCUACCAGCACAACACUCAGGGCCCCUAACGUGUCCUUCUGUCUGGGGAAACACAGAACAAAUAGCCCAAGAAAGUCUACAGUCACAGACUUGAUGGUUUCAAUUAGAGACCCCGUAGAGAAAAACUGGACAGCUGUCUAGGAACCUUGAGAAUACAAAAAUAACCCUAACACUGUGAAUAAGAGGCUCAGGGAGGGACGGUCUUUCAUGUUCCAUAGUGGAAGUUAAGGCUUCAGAGGCUCUGGAAUUUUAAAGAUAGGAGAGGAAAAAGGAAUAAAUAAAAUGAAUGGUUUUUCUUGGUACAUUGUGAAUGCCUCAACAUCUUCAUUAAUAAAACAUGGUUUCAACUUUA